AUGAUUAAAGAGAAUGAGACUUUUGCAUCCGAGUUUAUUCUCCUGGGCUUUACAAGCCGAGAAGACCUGCAGGUGACAUUCUUUGUCCUAUUCUUUGCCAUCUAUGUGGUCACUGUAAUAGGAAAUCUGGGAGUGAUUGUGUUAAUCAGAAUGGAUUUGUGCCUACACACCCCCAUGUACUUCUUCCUGAGUCACUUGUCUCUCCUGGACAUCUGCUACUCCACCGCCAUCAUCCCUCAAACCUUGCUGCAUUUUGUAGUGGAGAAGAAGGUUAUCUCCUUCGUUAGGUGUUCCACUCAGCUCUUCUCCUUUGCCACUUGUGCCACGGCUGAGUGCUACGUGCUGGCUGCCAUGGCUUAUGAUCGCUACGUGGCCAUUUGUAACCCCUUGCUCUACUCUGUGGUCAUGUCCCAGAGGCUUUGCCUUGGGAUGGUGGCUGGUGCCUACUUAGCUGGUGUGAUCAGCUCCACCAUAUACACAGUUUCCAUAUUUUGUCUCCCAUUCUGCCGGUCCAUGAGGAUCAAUCAUUUCUUCUGUGAUGGACCACCGCUGUUAGCCCUCUCCUGCUCUGACACCCAUGUCAACGAGGUGAUUGUUUCUGCCAUGGUGGGCUUCAACGUGCUAAGCACCACAGUCUUCAUCCUAACCUCUUACUUGUUGGUUCUCUCCACUGUCUUGAGGUUCCACUCUGUGGCCAGUGGACACAAAGCCUUUUCCACCUGUGCCUCUCACUUGGUCUCCAUCACUUUGUACUACGGCAGCUCCCUCUUCAUGUACCUGCGCCCCAGCUCCAGACACUCCUUGGAGCAUGACAAGGUGGUCUCCAUGAUGUACACCGUUGCAGUCCCCAUGCUGAACCCACUCAUCUACAGCCUGAGGAACACAGACAUGAAGAACGCCAUGAGGAAAGCAAAAGGUAGAGUCCUCUCCUGCUGGUCCAUCCACGAUUCCUGGUCAGCUGAAAGGAGAGGACUGCGCUUCCAUGGUAAGGAGGGUUAG
Molecule: messenger RNA, 999 nt
Organism: Antrostomus carolinensis (chuck-will's-widow)
Lineage: Eukaryota; Metazoa; Chordata; Aves; Caprimulgiformes; Caprimulgidae
Product: olfactory receptor 1038
Exons: 1
Coding region: 1-999 (332 amino acids)
Biological process (GO): G protein-coupled receptor signaling pathway
Cellular component (GO): membrane
Molecular function (GO): G protein-coupled receptor activity; olfactory receptor activity
Source: RefSeq, a predicted model, not a curated record